Esox lucius (northern pike) is the source of this 5721-nucleotide messenger RNA. RefSeq names its product carnosine synthase 1. Lineage: Eukaryota; Metazoa; Chordata; Actinopteri; Esociformes; Esocidae. Gene Ontology annotation, molecular function: ATP hydrolysis activity; carnosine synthase activity; metal ion binding. Gene Ontology annotation, biological process: carnosine biosynthetic process. The coding region runs from base 81 to 3155 and encodes 1024 amino acids. The record is from RefSeq and is a predicted model, not a curated record. The transcript is spliced from 9 exons.
CUCUUUUUCUUUUUCCUUACCCUCUCCAUUUCUCCCUCUUUCUGUCAUUUCCAGGUUGUCACUUGGUUACUGCAGACACUAUGCUGUCUCUCAGCUCACUUCCCAGCACUGUUGUCCCCAGCCUUCCCUUCUCGCCAGGGAGAUUUGCUAAUGGUGGACAGUGGGCGGGGUGCUCCAGCCAGCAGGUGGUGCUGUUCCAGACCCUGCAGGAGGCCCUGAGGGAGAUUGACCUGCCUGAAACACAGGACCUGCCACAGGGUGUGAGUCACUCUCAGCUGUGUAUUUGUGUUUUGGGAUCUCCUCUCCCCUACCUCUCUCUGCUUCUGGAGGCAGGGCAACGGAGCCCAGGAGAUGCUCUCCUGUGUCUCUCACCAUCCUGGCUCUCUCGGUCCUCUUCCUCCCUCCUGGUCCACAAGGCUGUCAUGUUUGACCUGGGUGGGCGUACUUUUCUGUCCACCUUCAACCCCCCUCGCAGGGUCACCUACUUCUUGUCAUGUGAUCCUUGGACUAAGGAAGAAGUGUCCCUCGGAACAGACUGCCCGAGCGGAGGUUCUGGACCACUGGGUCAGUUCUGGGAAGAUGUUCUGAACACCAGGGUUCUGCUGCAGAAGGCCAAGAUCCACUGUCCCCCAACCCUGGCCCUCCUUUUGCCCAAAGGGCAGAUGGGGCUGGGUGAGGGUCGCACAGGAGGGGUUAAGGUGAUGCACCUGGAAAUGGGGGUGGAAGAAUGGGAGAACUCCACCCAAAACGAGGUGGAUGCCUUUCUGGAGUCAGAGGGCGUGCGAGGAUCUGAGAGGGUGGUGCUCAGGUGCAGCGGUGGGAGGUUUGUGGGCGAGGCCACUUCCCCACCUGUCUACCUGUCCAGGGACAAGGACGAGGUCUGGGCCAAGGUGAGUUACCUCCUUCCCCAGCUCCUCCCUGGAGAGGCAGUGCUACUGGAGGCCUACUGCUCCCCACUGAAACCUGGGCUGCGGGUGGAGGACCGCACCUGGGAACAGUACACUGACUGCAGGGCUCAGGUUGCAGACCUGUCCUUCAGACUGUGUGCCAUCGUAACUCGCUCCCCUCAAGACCUGCCUCUCCUCUACAAGUUGGUGUGUAGAGUGGGUGUGUCUGCCACCCCUCUCUCUCACUGCCACUCCCUCUGUCAGUCUUUGGAAACAACCCUAUUGGAGUGUGGUUUCACUGACCCUGCCAUGGCGACAUCUCUCCGUCGCCUAGCAACGGACACCACCCUGUCCUGCUUUCGUGUUGUCAUGGAAACGGAGUCAAGCAUGACUGCAGAUGACCGUGGCGGAGCAGGCGGCCAGACUGACAUGAUAGGUGUGGAUCUCCUAUUCACCAUGGACGGCUCCAGUAUUACGACUGUGGUUUUGGGCUUCCACUCUUCCCUCUGUCUCCAUUCGUCCCUCCUGGAGCAGGGGAUUGGGAUGGAGUCGUGUGACAGUGGGAUAGAAGGGUGGAAUCGGGGUACCCUGCUCCUCACCCCUCUCACCCGCUCCCAGUGCUACCUGAUGCAGGGGAAGACUAUUCUGGUUGUAGGAGCUGGUGGACACAGUAAGAAGUUCAUCUGGAAAGCAGUCAAACACUAUCAACUCAAGAUCCUGCUGGUGGACAGUGACCCCGCCCACUUUGCCUUCCAGUUGGUUGACCACUUCCUUGCCCUGCCAGACCUCACCGACCAUCGUCGUGACGAACAGCACUGCUCCAGCAUCUGUGAUUGGCUGUCGUCCUCCGGCCUCCACCCCGACGGCUGCGUGUGUUUCUGGGACGACUGCGUGGUGCUGGCGUCGAUCGUCUGUGAUAGGCUGGGGCUCAGAGGCCCUCCCACCGAGGCCAUACGCAUCGCAAAGGAGAAGAGCCGCACCCACAGGCACCUACUGGGGCUGCUUAGGUCAACGAGGACUAACCUCAUUAGUGUUGAACAGCCCUCCGGUCAGGCGGAUGGCCUGGUUGAGUUCAGAGACUGUGAGAGGAGAGAAAGACAGCAGAACGGCAUGGUCAACAUGGAAGGAGACAGCAUGCGAGCUAUGGCAGAUUUUGACCGAGGGGAUCUCUUCAGCGAGGUGAUUGGAAAACCCAAGGCCGCCAGUCCUCCCUCUCCUUUCACCUCACACUCUUCUUCCUUCUCGCAGUCUUUUGGCACUUUCCAACCCACCGCUCCUCUCCUCUCUCCAUCCCCAUCCUCCUACGCGGUCCCCUGUAUCCACGUAGAGAGCUCCCUGGAUCUGGAGAAGGCCACCAGAGGCGGGGCGGGCGGUGCUGGUGGGUUCGGUGUGGGCGUGGUGAGAUUCCCCGCCAUCAUGAAGCUGGAGUACGGGGCGGGUGCUGUGGGCGUGAGGAAGGUGGGCUCCCUGGAAGAAAGCCUGGCCCACUUUGAGAGGAUCGGAGGGGACCUCCGGGAGGAGACGGAUUACCCCGGCAUCGGCCUGUGCUGGGGCAACGCCAUGACCCUUAUGGAGUACGUUGGCGGCACGGAGCACGAUGUGGACUUGGUCCUGUUCGAGGGGCGACUGGAGGGCGCGUUUGUUUCCGACAACGGCCCCACGCGUGCCCCGGCCUUCACGGAGACGGCCGCCCAGAUGCCCUCGGGGCUGGCAGCGGACAAGCGCGUCCAGCUGAUCCACGCGGCAUACCACGCUUGCUUGGGGUGCAGCCUUCGGGAUGGAGUGUUCAACGUGGAGAUGAAGAUGACAGAAGUGGGACCAAAGCUCAUUGAGAUCAACGCCCGCAUGGGCGGCUUCUAUCUGCGCGACUGGAUCUUGGAGCUCUACGGUGUGGACAUCCUGAUGUCUGCCUUCAUGGUGUCCUGUGGAAUUCGACCCUGCCUGCCUUCGGCCACCUCCCUCCCAGCCAGGGGGCACUUUGCUGGGGUGAUGGUGGUGGUGUCACAGCACCUCCAGGCCCUGAGGGACACAGCCACUCCUGAGCGUCUGAGAAGGCUGCACAACGAGGGGACUUUGAGGCUGAAUGAGCUGGCUGACGAGGAUGAACUGAUCUCUGGGGAAUACGAGGAGCCCUUCUGUAAUAUCGGGAUAAGAGACGCUCACAGCGCCGCCAACGCUCGCCAGCGCCUCCUCGCCCUUUGCCAGGGGCUCGGCCUGCACUGUCCUCCACGCUACGACCUGGGGUACUUCCUGUCCCACUUUAACUAGGUAUGAAGUCCUGGGAAUGAAGCACCUGGGGAUUGUUACAUACGGUGCAAUGUUUUAGAUGCUAUUCACAAACAGAAAUAUCUCCAUGACAGACAAGCAUAUGCUUUAUUCCUGCUUCAGUGUUUGUCCUCAAGAUUGAACCCAUCUGACAACAACCUUUGUCCAUCGCAGGUGUGUUGUGUGCAGAUGUGAUUUUGUACUAGGGUUAGUUUAGUUAACUUAGAGUUACAUCACAGGAAUGAAAAGAAAUACUCAUUAGUUCAAAACAUCUCAAAACUGCAGUUUCGAGGACUAAUUAUUUAGAUAGCAGAACCUUGAUUUUUCUCAGUUACAUUUUUGGGAUCAUCUCAGGAAUUAUAUGUUUCAAAAAAAUAAUCAGUGAUUGAGAGAAUGAUAAAUGUCUAUCUACACAUUUUCAGGAAUGAUGAGGGUUUUAAUAAAAAAAAAAAUGGAAAAACAUAGCAUAGCUAUUAGAAAAGAUUUACAUAAUCCUAUUACCAAUUUUGAAUCUUAACUUACCUAAAUGUACAGCCUUCAGCUUGAUUUGACCUUUACCCUGCUAUCUACUAGGCUGUAGCAUCAGCAGUCUACGUCAUAAUCAGGUCAUAGCAGUUCAUUUAGUCAGCACCCAAAGGCAGGGCAGGGUUGGAACAGAUGGGAAUGGAGAGUUAUAUUUCUCUUGGGGUCCCCCAGUAGUUCCAAGACAGUAUUAAAUAUAUUCCAGAGCUAGCACACCUGAAUCAACAUGUCUACUCUCUUGACUACUUGAUUAAAGUGAACAGGUUCAAGACUACAAGAAAGUUAUGAGAUAGCUGGGGGUUCCCAGGGUAUCUCUGGGAACUGGUGGGUUAAAGUAUUGGUAAAACAGGUUUAUAAAGGAAGAGCAGAAAAAUAUUUGUUAGGAAUCAAAGGGGGUUAAAAUAAAUCGGCGGAGAAGCUUGAACAGAUGUACAGAGGUGGCAAAAUUCAGAACAUUUCAAGGCUUGGCAACCUGCAAUUCAUAACUCUUUCUGAUAUAAGGUUAGAGGUCAAGUAAAAGUUAGUUUUUAUUGAACAAGCUUAAAUGAAAGGUUGCUUCCCCAAAAAUAAACAACUUGAAAGGGUAUGACAAUGGAGAUUGACUUCCCCCACGUAGAAACACUUACAAAUUUCCCCCUUUGAGUCGUUUGAGAUUUUACCAUUGCAAACAUGUUCACCCUGGAACAAACCUCAUCUGGCAGAGUAAUGUGGCAUUUGGAAUCUGGUGUCCGACAUACUCAGUAGGCUGGCGGGUGAAACUGAUACGGUGUCCUGGCCACCCUUCACCACCCCCCAGAAAAGGGUCAAAGUGGUCAAACGGUUGGGGAUUUCUUGCUUCUGUUUCUGUAUGUCUGAGUUCAGUGAGGUUCAAAAGUACAAACUAAAAGUCCCCUUGAUAUAUUUGAAAGUACACUCAAAGAACUGGAGAACAGCUUUAGAACAACUAAAGUGCUGUCAGUGCCCUUUUCCACUUCCAUAUACUUAGUGCCGGCCCUAGCCUUUUGGGGGCCCUAAGCAACAUUUGAUUUGGGGGCCCCCUCUACCAUAGCAGUCUGGGGCAACCUGGCAGUCGAGGGCCUUAAGCCAGCCCUGAAUUCUAAUUACUUUACUCAUACUUAAGGGGAUUUUUUUAAAUUGUAAAAUGAAAUUAUGCAUAUACGCAUAAUGUAUACAUACAUUUUAAUAGAGAUCUAAACUAGCUGAAGUGUGACAUUUUAAACAAAAUUACAAACCAAGGUAAUUGGCCCCAUAGACUAGAGUGAUUUACAUGAUAACAGGAUCAAUUCAGCCACUUCUCUAGACCACCUCUGUUGGGUAGUGAUUUGCAAAGCAAACGCUCAAUUGUGGGAACUUUAAAUUGAACUAAAGGUCGAAGGAGAAAAUACUCAGCUGUGGGUAUGGAUAUAAAAUGUAUUUUUCAGCCUCAACAGAGUAACAUUCUUUCUAAACCCAACUCAGCACAUCACCUAAAACACAGCAUCCCUACUGUGAGGGCUGGUGGUGGCAGCAUCCUGUUAUGGGGAUUCUUGCACGUCUGGAUAGAAGGGAAGGUUAUGGAGCCAUGUACAAAUAAGUUGUUGAGUAUAACCUGCUGUCCUCUGAAACAAAGCUGAAAAUGGAUGGAUGUUCACUUUUCAGCAUGACAACCAGCACACAUCCAAAUUAACAGUGGAGUGGUGAAGGAAUGCAAAGGUAAAUGUCCUUAUGUGGCCCAGUCACAUCCCCUAAUUAGCUUUUAUAUUAAGUAAAUGUGUUCAUGUUGUCAUAUUUGGUUUAAUGCUUUUUUGUUACAAUUUAGAUAAACACGUUUACAUUUACACAUUGUUCUACAAAAUGUUCACCAUGAAUAAAUUCACCACACAAUAAAUUCUUGUAAUUAACACAAAAGUGAUUUUUCUGUUACAUAAUGUUGAUAAUACCAUUAACAGGAAUAGGAAUACCCAAUAAUUUGCUCAAGAUCCAGCUAAUUCAGCUACUGUUUUAAUCAAAAUGACUAAUUCAAAUUUCCUGUGUUAAAUAUAAUAAACAUUCAAAUUUACACUUCUUA